Molecule: messenger RNA, 501 nt
Organism: Paramecium sonneborni
Lineage: Eukaryota; Ciliophora; Oligohymenophorea; Peniculida; Parameciidae
Source: the annotation of a GenBank genome assembly
AUUAAAAUAUUUAUGGGAUUGUGCUCAUCUAUGCAUCAUCAAACUGAUUUAUCAGCAUCUCUGCGAUUGAAAGCUCUUCAAAUAUUCUAAAAAAUUGAUAAAGAAAAUAAAGGAGUAAUUGAUAAGAAAACAACACAAUAAUUUUGGUAUUUGUAUUCAUUAUUCUGAUAGGCAAUCUAAUUUCGCUAAAAUUAAUACAGAAGCUUUAUUUAAAGCAGUAGAUUUUGAUAAUUCAGGUGACAUUACCAUUUAAGAGUGGCUGACAUUUUGGAAAAUUGUAAAGAAAACUGGUUAUACUGAGUAGGAAAUUAAUGAAGAAGUAAAUCCUUUAUUUAUUUAAAGCUGGAUGAAUUAAUGUAAGGAAAAGCGUGGGUUUAAUUUAGAGUUGUAGAUUAAUUUAUAUAGGUUGAUAAAAAUCGAAGAAGAUCAUAGAUUCCUUAAAUAGUUAUGCAGGAAUAAAUGAUGACUUUGAGAAAAACAAAAACAGCUGAAAUCAAAUGA